AUGCUGUCCCAGAUUGCCCAGAGAGGUGACAUGGAGAGCGUGAACCCCAGUUUCGUGACCGUAGCCCCGAGCACGACGGAUCUCCUGGGAACAGAGUGCAACACUACUGAGGGCACCUGGGAAACCACAUCUUCUGUAACCAGCACCUGGAUAGGAGAGAAAACAGAUGACUCCAGUACCUCCAUCCUCGUGGGCUGCCUUGUGGCUAUUAUUCUUCUGCUCCUGAUGAUUAUAAUCAUUAUUCUCUGGAAGCAAUAUGUUCAAAAAAGGUUGGAAAAGGCCCCACGUCGAAUCCUAGAGGAGGAUGCUACAGUUCGCCUCUCCUUCUACAGCUACACCAUUGCCAACAACCAGACCCAGAUCCACCAGUCAAAUCCCACCUAUGAACGUGCUUUCCCACUGGAUUUGGAGUAUCACCAGCCAGCCACGCUGCUCCAAAAGCUUCCAGAGCUCUCCCAAAGUGCAGAGGAUUCAGUGUGCAGUGGGGACUAUGCUGAGCCUGACCUGACCAAGUCCACUCCUCACCAAGGCUUUCAGAACAACGUCCCUCACUAUGCUGAAACAGAUAUUGUCCACCUGCAAGGUGUGACUGGCAACAACAUGUAUGCAGUCCCAGCCCUCACUGUGGAUUCACUCACCAAGAAGGACAUCUCAGUGGGGGAGUUUCCACGGCAGCAGCUACGACUGAAGGAGAAGCUGGGAGAGGGACAGUUUGGAGAGGUGCACCUUUGUGAAGCUGAUGGUCUGCUGGAGUUCCUGGGAGUCUCCUCUACAGAAUUUACUCACCAGCCCGUUCUUGUAGCAGUGAAAAUGCUGAGAUCAGAUGUCAACAAAACAGCCAGAAACGAUUUCCUGAAGGAGAUCAAGAUCAUGUCCCGGCUGAAGAACCCCAACAUCAUCCGGCUGCUGGGGGUGUGUGUGCGUGACGACCCGCUCUGCAUGAUAACUGAGUACAUGGAGAAUGGGGACCUCAACCAGUUCCUCUCACAGAGGGAGAUCUACAGCAAAUUUGCCAUUUCAAACAACAUCCCCUGCGUCAG
Messenger RNA from Merops nubicus (carmine bee-eater), 1040 nucleotides. RefSeq names its product discoidin domain-containing receptor 2-like. The annotation marks the transcript as partial. The record is from RefSeq and is a predicted model, not a curated record. Gene Ontology annotation, cellular component: signaling receptor complex. Gene Ontology annotation, biological process: positive regulation of kinase activity; cell surface receptor protein tyrosine kinase signaling pathway; protein phosphorylation. The transcript is spliced from 7 exons. Lineage: Eukaryota; Metazoa; Chordata; Aves; Coraciiformes; Meropidae. Gene Ontology annotation, molecular function: protein tyrosine kinase collagen receptor activity; ATP binding; collagen binding.